Miniopterus natalensis is the source of this 2414-nucleotide messenger RNA. RefSeq names its product alpha-L-fucosidase 2 (gene FUCA2). Gene Ontology annotation, molecular function: alpha-L-fucosidase activity. Lineage: Eukaryota; Metazoa; Chordata; Mammalia; Chiroptera; Miniopteridae. Gene Ontology annotation, cellular component: lysosome. Gene Ontology annotation, biological process: glycoside catabolic process; fucose metabolic process. The record is from RefSeq and is a predicted model, not a curated record.
GGACAUGCUGGCCCCCGAGCUCCCCGGGAUCGCGCUCCCGCUGCUGCUGCUGCUGCUGCUGCUGCCCCCGCCGUGUGCCGCCGGCCGCGCCGCGCGCUUCGACCCCACCUGGAAGUCCCUGGACGCCCGACCGCUGCCCGCGUGGUUCGACCAGGCCAAGUUCGGCAUCUUCAUCCACUGGGGCGUGUUCUCGGUGCCCAGUUUCGGGAGCGAAUGGUUCUGGUGGUAUUGGCAAAAGGAAAAGAUACAAAAGUUUGUGGACUUUAUGAAAAAUAAUUACCCUCCUGAUUUCAAAUAUGAAGAUUUUGGACCACUAUUUACAGCAAAGUUUUUUGAUGCAAACCAGUGGGCAGACAUUUUUCAGGCUUCUGGUGCCAAAUAUGUUGUCUUAACUUCCAAACAUCAUGAAGGCUUCACCUUGUGGGGCUCCGAGUACUCCUGGAGCUGGAAUGCUGUGGAUGAGGGGCCACACAGGGACCUCGUCAGGGAACUGGAGGUGGCCGUAAGGAACAGGACUGCCCUGCGUUUUGGCCUGUACUAUUCCCUUUUUGAGUGGUUUCACCCGCUCUUCCUUGACGAUGAAUCCAGCUCAUUCCAGAAGCGCCAGUUUCCAGCGUCUAAGAUGCUGCCUGAGCUCUACGAGCUGGUGAACAAGUACCAGCCGGAGGUCCUGUGGGCGGAUGGCGACGGAGGGGCGCCGGCCGGCUACUGGAACAGCACAGGCUUCCUGGCCUGGCUGUACAGCGACAGCCCAGUUCGGGACACAGUAGUCACCAAUGACCGCUGGGGAGCUGGUAGCAUCUGUAAGCAUGGUGGCUACUAUACUUGCAGUGAUCGUUACAACCCAGGACAUCUUUUGCCACAUAAAUGGGAAAACUGCAUGACAAUAGACAAGUUUUCCUGGGGCUAUAGGAGGAAUGCGGGAAUCUGUGACUAUCUUACAAUUGAAGAAUUGGUGAAGCAACUUGUAGAAACAGUUUCAUGUGGAGGAAAUCUUUUGAUGAAUAUUGGGCCCACUCAUGAUGGCACCAUUUCUCCGAUUUUUGAGGAGCGAUUAAGGCAAAUGGGGACCUGGCUAAAAGUCAAUGGAGAAGCCAUUUAUGAAACCAACACUUGGAGAUCCCAGAAUGACACUGUCACCCCAGAUGUGUGGUACACAUCCAAACCGAAAGAAAAAUUGGUCUAUGCCAUGUUUCUCAAAUGGCCCACAUCUGGCCAGCUGUUUCUUGGUCAACCUAAAGCUACUCUGGGGUCAACAGAGGUUAAACUACUGGGACACGGACAGCCACUUAAAUGGACCUCUUUGGAGAAAAAUGGCAUUAUGGUGGAGCUGCCACACCUAACCUUCCAUCAGAUGCCCUGUAAAUGGGGCUGGGCUCUCGUACUAACUAAUGUGAUCUAACCUACAGCGAGUGGUUCAUGCUGCAGCUACAGCUAAGACUAGAAAAUGUCAGGUUUCUAUAAUUAUAGCACAUGGAGAAAGCACACGUAAAAUAGGUCAAGAAAAGUCAAGUACUUAUUUAGGCACUGUAGCCCUUUCCCCCUCUUACUCCCUAAAUUUCUUCCUAAAUUACCCACUAACUGUUUCAACUCUGCAGUACACUUUGUGCUCAGAACGGGCCUCGCCAAGAUGCGCCACUGCCUCAAGUGCAUUUUUUCGAGCUGAAGGCAAUCGAGAUCCUGCAGGCUCACGAGAAACUUUUACCUCUCCCUUCAAGCAUUUAAACUUGGGGCCUUGAACAUAAUUAGAGUUAUCACCACAAAUAAGUUUUUUUUUAAAGUAUAUUUCUCACCAUUUUAACAUUUCAAGAAAACUGACAGAUCUACAAAGUAAACACAAAGAGCAUCUUAAAAUCUUUGACAGGAUAUUUAAUUUCAUUAGAAUACAGAAAUUAAUAUUAAAAACAAAGGAGAAAAAUCCACAAAAUUCCAAGAAUAGUCUUGUUUCAAACCUUCUUUGGUCAUUUAACAAUCUAUUUUCUCCACUUAAUUCUGCAAUUAUAAACCUAACACAUUCUCCAACCUGACUUAGGACACUUCGACACAGAAAUGUUGUUGCUGUACAUAUCUUGGAAAGAAAGAACCUUUUUAUGACCUAUCUGUGGGGCAGGGCAAACUUCAAAUUACUGAACAUCUGAUUUUCUUUCAGUCCUGCAAAGACCUUCCUCCCCUCUAAUGGCUCCGUGCGCCUCACCUCACCUCAGCCUUAGCUCAGGAUGUCACAGAUGCCUCAUUUUAACUGUCUCUCAGCCUCUCAUGUACGUGGAGUUCCCAUAUGUAUGAAUGGAAUUACAUUUGAUUAUUUCUUGUUUACCUGUCUCAUGUUGAUUUGAUUAGACCAGCUGGAAAAACCUAGAUGGGUAGAGGAAAUUUUCUGUCCCCCAUAUUUGCUAUUAAAAUUUCUUCACAUUGAA